CACAGCUGCUACUGCUGCUACUCAACCUACUAAAACAACAACAACAACAACAAUCCGCUUGCUUGCUGGCAAGGCAGGUUUUGGCAGAGUUGGAAGCUGCCGACAACGUUACGACCAAAAGGCAAUCAUAUACACACACACAUAUAUAUAUACAUGUUAUACAGACAUAUACACUCGUAGACGCUUGUAGGAACACAUGCAUAUAUGUAUAUAAAUAUAUAUUUAUACACGCAGACGGCUUAGACAUAUAUAUAUAUAUAUAUAUGUAUAUAUAACACUUUUUAAAUUCUAUAAAAGAAGGCUGGCCGUGAAGGGGGUGUUGUAAAGUCGGUUAAUGUAUAUAUAUAGCAAAUGUUGCACUGAUUGCUACACACAUAUACAUACAUAUACAACACACACGUACAUACAAACACACACAUAAAUAUAUACAUAAAUAUAUACAUAAACAUAUAUACAUAUAUAUAUAUAUAUGCAUACACAGUUAUAGUUUGUACAGAGUAACUAAUAUAUAUACAUUAUAUUUAUAUAUACACAUAUACACAUACUAAUAUUUGUACACAUAUUUUAACACUAAACAGUCCUGUACACGCAUAACUAUAUAGAUACACUGAAACGCUACAAGUCUGUCGUAUACCCCCACCCAGCGAACCCUGACCCACAGACAUAACACUAAAAGAGGGGCUGUUUUAAAGAAGCAGCCCUGUUUGGUGUGAAAAGUUGCUGGAACCAAUCUAAGGGCUUCCCCCCUUCAGUUCCUUGCUAUACUCUCCACUGAAGAGGGAAUAUAUACACACCAUCUGUGUGUGUGUGUGUAUAUAUAAGCUGACUAGAAGAUUAUUUAAAGACAAAACAUGAGCAACCAAGGUGCUUCAAACUCUGCAAUUAAAGGAAUCCGGGUUUACAAAGUUGUCAUACUGGGCGAUGGCGGAGUCGGAAAAAGUGCCCUUGUCAUCCAGUUUGUUUGCCACAGAUUUUUAGAGUACCAUGACCCUACAAUAGAGGAUGCCUACCAACAACAAGCUCGCAUUGAUGGGGAGCCAGCUCAGCUGGACAUUCUGGACACUGCUGGACAGCCUGAAUUCACAGCCAUGCGUGAGCAGUACAUGAGGAAAGGCGAAGGUUUUAUCAUCUGUUAUUCCAUUACUGACCGAAGAAGUUUUGAAGAAGCCAUCACUUACAAGAAAUUGAUUGACCGGGUUCGAAAUCGUGAAGAUAUUCCUAUUGUAAUGGUUGGCAACAAGUGUGAUUUGGAAGAGAUGAGAAAGGUUUGGUGACAUUUCUUCCUCUUCACUUUCUCUCCACUAAUAUCUCACCUCUUUCUCUCUCUCUCUUUAUUCUUGUCUGUCUAUUUCUCAUUGUCAUUCCCUCUUGUGCUAUCUCUCUCUCUUUUAGGGUCUCCCUUUCUGUUUUUCUCUUUCAGUCUGUCUCUAUUUCUCUCUCUCUCUUUUAGGGUCUCCCUUUCUUUCUCUCUCUCAUUGCCUGUACCGUUCCCUUUCCUUCAGUUUAUCUGUCCUUAUU
Messenger RNA from Octopus bimaculoides (California two-spot octopus), 1518 nucleotides. RefSeq names its product GTP-binding protein Rit1. Gene Ontology annotation, biological process: signal transduction. NCBI's taxonomy places the organism in Eukaryota, Metazoa, Mollusca, Cephalopoda, Octopoda, Octopodidae. The record is from RefSeq and is a predicted model, not a curated record. Gene Ontology annotation, molecular function: GTPase activity; GTP binding. Gene Ontology annotation, cellular component: membrane.